GGCGAACCAACAUUGACCUUUGAAUCGCCAUUUGAGAAUACACAUUCAUAUUCAACUUGUUCAACCACUCGAAAAUCAAUUCUCAAAUCGUUACUAAAUUCGCAUGCGAUAUCGCUACAAGAAGGAUCAGCUUCUUCAAUAAUUGACCGUUCCUUUCAGAGCAUUGAGAUAAAACCAUUCGUACUGGAUAAAUAGACUCUCCAAGUCCUCUCAGGCGCACAGCACCAACCCCUGACGUCUCAUCUCAUAACGCGACAAGAUGGCGGACUCAAGAGAUAGCAAGUCGUACAAAUAUCGCCAGGAGAUCAGUCAAAUGAUGUACGUCUCCGGCGAAACUGCAGAACCACCCGUCGAAACAACAAGUAUCAUCGAAGACAUUGUCCGCCAACAAGUCAUCGAACUCCUCCGGAACUGCACUGAACUCGCUUCGCGUCGCGGUUCAAAAUCCAUCAGCAUCAACGAUCUCAUCUUCCAGAUCCGCCAUGACCAAGCAAAAGUCUCUCGUCUACGCACGUUCCUCUCGUGGAAAGACGUGCGAAAGAACGUCAAGGACUCUGAUGACAAGGGCGCUGAUGCCGAUAUCGCUGCUGGUGAUGACCCCGUGGCUGCGGGUGAUAACACAACGGAUGAAGCAGCCAAGAAGAACAAAAAGGCAAAAGUCGGGUUGCCUUGGGAGCCUUCGUCGUACUACAACGUUGAAGUGCCUGAGCGCGAGGAUGAAGAGGAUGAAGAGGAGGAGGAGAUGAACUACAUCACACUGCAGCGCCUACGCAAAGCAGAUGAGCGCACAAAGGCCAUGACGAAGGAGGAGUACGUUACGUGGUCUGAAUAUCGUCAAGCAUCGUUCACCUACCGCAAAGGCAAGCGAUUCCGCGAGUGGGCUGGCUUCGGCAUCGUCACAGAUAGUAAACCCUCCGACGACAUUGUCGAUAUUCUCGGCUUUCUCACAUUCGAGAUGGUCCAGACCCUCACCGAGAUGGCGCUCAAGGUCAAGGAGCAGGAAGAUCUAGUGCGCGCUCAAAACGGAGGAGACAAUGUUGGAAAUGCAAAGAAGCGGAAGCACGAGGGCGCGUUGUUCGAUUUCCCCAGUGAGGGAAAGACGCCAAUCGAGCCUCGCCAUGUUCAAGAAGGAUCACGACGAUUGCAGCAGAGGCCGAAGAAGUCGAGGGCCAUGCUCAACGGCACCAGAAUUGCUCAACACACACCGCUCAACAUCUUCUAGUGUGAUAUAUGUGCAACAUUCAUGACUUAUUGUAUGGCAAGGCGUUGGAUUAGGAACAUCACCGAUGCUAGGAUUGGCUAGUGGGAAAGGCGUAUGGAAAGGAUAUUCGGAUGUUUAUUAAGGUAUUACUUGAUAGAUUGGUGCCAACAACUCGUCGGCUAUUUCUACCUGCUUUUUGCGACUUCCGUGCUGUAACUCCCAACCCUAUGCUCGAGUCACAGACAUCUUGCGUCGUCGAGCAGCUGCAGCAUCCUCACAGAGUCGCGAGCCAACUCUCACUAAACUCACGGGCAAUUUCUCCUCGCCGUCACUAUCGGCAUCCUUCUCAUCAUCCUCUCUCCUUUGAUUUCGUCUUUUCGCAUGGCCCGCACGUAUUGUUUGCGUUCGCUGCAGCCCACUGGCCCUACUCUCGACUGUUGGAACCUCCUCUGCCGGAACACCGGUCGUGCGGCUAUCAGCAGUCGGCAUGCGAGACAGAGGCAUCCGCGUCAAGUGCUUACGCUCCCGAUAGUUGCUGAAAGUAGGAGUCUUUAGUAGACCGCUGCGGAAAUCAUUAACUCCGACCAG
Molecule: messenger RNA, 1789 nt
Organism: Fusarium verticillioides 7600
Lineage: Eukaryota; Fungi; Ascomycota; Sordariomycetes; Hypocreales; Nectriaceae
Product: transcription initiation protein SPT3
Exons: 3
Coding region: 260-1222 (320 amino acids)
Biological process (GO): transcription by RNA polymerase II
Cellular component (GO): SAGA complex
Molecular function (GO): protein heterodimerization activity; transcription coregulator activity
Source: RefSeq, a predicted model, not a curated record